Molecule: messenger RNA, 1223 nt
Organism: Nycticebus coucang (slow loris)
Lineage: Eukaryota; Metazoa; Chordata; Mammalia; Primates; Lorisidae
Product: acidic mammalian chitinase
Exons: 7
Coding region: 11-1132 (373 amino acids)
Biological process (GO): carbohydrate metabolic process; chitin catabolic process
Cellular component (GO): extracellular region
Molecular function (GO): chitin binding; chitinase activity
Source: RefSeq, a predicted model, not a curated record
UUUCACUGCCAUGGUUUCCACUCCUGAGAACCGCCAGACUUUCAUUGCCUCGGUCAUCAAAUUCCUGCGCCAGUACGAGUUUGAUGGGCUGGACUUUGACUGGGAGUACCCUGGCUCUCGUGGGAGCACUCCUCAGGACAAGCAUCUCUUCACUGUCCUGGUGCAGGAAAUGCAUGAAGCUUUUGAGCAGGAGGCCAAGCAGAUCAACAAGCCCAGGCUGAUGGUCACCGCUGCGGUGGCUGCUGGCAUCUCCAACAUCCAGUCUGGCUAUGAGAUCCCCCAGCUGUCCCAGUACCUAGACUACAUCCAUGUCAUGACCUACGACCUCCAUGGUUCCUGGGAGGGUUACACGGGAGAGAACAGCCCCCUCUACAAAUAUCCAACUGACACUGGCAGCAACGCCUACCUCAAUGUGGCUUAUGCCAUGAACUACUGGAAGGAGAACGGCGCCCCAGCUGAGAAGCUCAUCGUUGGAUUUCCUGCCUACGGACACACUUUCAUCCUAAGCAACCCAUCCAACCACGGAAUUGAUGCCCCUACUUCUGGUGCUGGUCCUGCUGGGCCCUACACCAGGCAAUCUGGGUUCUGGGCUUACUAUGAGAUCUGUACCUUCCUGAAAAAUGGAGCCACUCAGGUGUGGGAUGCCCCCCAGGAUGUGCCCUACGCAUAUCAGGGCAAUGAGUGGGUUGGCUAUGACAACGUUAAGAGCUUCAAUAUCAAGGCUCAAUGGCUUAAGCAGAACAACUUUGGAGGUGCCAUGGUCUGGGCAAUUGAUCUAGAUGACUUCACUGGCACUUUCUGUGACCAGGGCAAGUUCCCACUGAUCACUACCCUGAAGAACGCCCUCGGCCUGCAGAGUGCAAGUUGCACAGCCCCUGCUCAGCCCAUUGAGCCGAUAACUGCUGCUCCCAGCAGCGGGAGUGGUGGCAGCGGUGGGAGCGGCAGCGGCAGCAGCAGCUCUGGAGGCAGCUCUGGGGGCAGUGGAUUCUGUGCUGGCAAAGCCAAUGGCCUCUACCCUGUGGCAAAUAACAAAAAUGCCUUCUGGCACUGCCAGAAUGGAGUCACAUACCAACAGAACUGCCAGGCUGGGCUUGUCUUCGACACCAGCUGUGACUGCUGCAACUGGACCUAAGCCUGCCCUGGGUUCUGAACAGUCUCCUCUGGUUAGGAUGUCUUGCUUCUACCUAAUGUCCUGCAAUAAAAUCAGCAGCCAAAAACAUGAA